Molecule: messenger RNA, 2016 nt
Organism: Penicillium mononematosum
Lineage: Eukaryota; Fungi; Ascomycota; Eurotiomycetes; Eurotiales; Aspergillaceae
Exons: 4
Coding region: 1-2016 (671 amino acids)
Biological process (GO): Mo-molybdopterin cofactor biosynthetic process; molybdenum incorporation into molybdenum-molybdopterin complex
Cellular component (GO): cytoplasm; cytosol
Molecular function (GO): molybdopterin molybdotransferase activity
Source: RefSeq, a predicted model, not a curated record
AUGGAAAUAAAAAGGGUGGCUAUCCUGAUCAUCUCCGACGAAGCCUCCGAGGAUUCUAGCUUGGACCGUGCGGCUAGAGCUCUUGCGCCUAUCCUGGCCAAGGAGGAAAAGUGGGAACUCUCCGCAAUUCGCAUAGUUCCGAACAACGUUCGCCAGAUCCAGCAAGCAGUUUGCGACUGGACGAGUGGACCCAAUUGGCACCAUCUAGUUCUGCUUAGUGCUGCGACAGGCUUAGCAGCCAAAGACAAUACUCUCGAGGCCGUCACUUCCUUGAUUCACCGACACGCCCCGGGUCUAGUCCAGGACAUGAUCGCUGAGUCUCUGAAAUCCACUCCAUUCGCAAAGUUGGAAAGACCUGUUGGUGUUUGUGACAAAACUUUGAUUGUCAGUUUACCAGGGUCACCCAAAGGAGCCAUGGAGAAUCUUGAAGCCGUUAUGAACCUCCUCCCUCGUGUCAUCCCGCAGAACCCUCGUCUACCACAACCUCAACUUCAACCCUAUCACCAUCACCACCAUGCCCAUGGCCAUCCCAUCCGCAAACCACACACAUCUCCACAAGACCGUCCCCGAUCCAAAUCCAACAGACCCGCCAUGGGCCUCAAUCAGCGCUACCGCCCUUGUGCCAAUCCUAUGCUUUCGGUAGAGGAAGCAUUACGCGUGAUCCGCGAGCAAACCCCUGCACCCAUUGUGGUCGAAACCCCUGUCACCACUUCCAUCAUCGGCUCCAUCAUUGCCGAAGAUGUCUAUGCCAGCGAGAUGGUACCGUCGUACCCCACCAGCCUUGUUGAUGGCUACGCCAUCAUUGCUGAAGGAGGCAAAUCCACCAAUGCCAUUUUCCAUAGCGCUUCGAUCACCCUCCCCAACAUCAGCGGAGCCUUCGAGCCCCUACAUCCAGGAACCAUUGCUAGAAUUACCACCGGCACGUCCCUCCCUCCCAAUGCCAACGCCGUGGUUAUGUUCGAUGACACAGCAUCCUCAACCCUAGAUGGCCAAGACGAAGAAAUUGUCGAAAUCCUGGCCGAUGAUAUCGUCCCAGGUGAAAAUGUCAGCGAGCCCGGCAGCGAAGUUGCGCUCAACUCAAAGAUCCUUUGUCGUGGCGACCUUAUCUCCCCAGUCGGCGGCGAAAUAGGUCUGCUGGCUGCCACGGGCACGCGAACUGUCAAAAUAUUCAAGAAGUGCCGGGUGGGCGUUCUCAGUAUCGGUGGCGAUCUCGUGGAGCAUUCGAACCCGUCUACCCUCGUUAGAGGCCAGAUACGCGACUCUAACCGUCCAUCCCUCCUAUCCUGCCUAGCUUCCUGGGGCUUUGAGACCGUGGACCUUGGCCUGGCCCGUGAGAUUGCAGCAGGCGAGGUCGAACACACCCUUCGUGACUCCCUAUACGGUGUAGACCGUGCAUUCUCUGGCGUGGACGUGCUCGUAAUCACCGGCAGCAUGUCCCUGGGUAAGCUAGACUUCACUCCCAUCAUUGAGAGUACACUCGGUGGCACCAUUCACUUUGACCGUGUCUCCAUGAAACCCGGCAUGACCACUACCUUCGCGACGGUACCAUUCAAGGCCACCACAGCCGAUGCAGCUACCGCGAAGGUCCGGCAGAAGCACGCUUCAAAGCUGAUAUUUUCGCUCCCUGGAGACCCAGCCUCGACGCUAGCUACCCUCAACCUCUUCGUCCUGCCUUCCCUCCAAAAGUUUGCCGGCCUAGGCGAGUCUUCCCAGGCUAUCGCUACCAAGCCGGGGCUUACGCCGCAACUGGGUCUCCCUCGGGUUGCGGUCGUCUUGACACACCACUUCCCCCUCGACCCUAAGCGCACCGAGUACCACCGUGCUGUCGUGACGGGCUCUCGUUCGGACGGCCGACUAUAUGCUACGAGCACUGGCGUUAAUUCCGUAGGCAGUCUUUCCAAGGCUAAUGCUCUAGUUAUACUCCGUGCGGGGCGGGGUGUUGGGAUCAAGGGUGAAAUCGUGGAGGCGAUGAUGAUGGGUCCUGUCUAUGCCUCCGAUACCCGCAUUAUUUGCUAA